AUGCUCGCACGCACGCACGCUCGCUCGGAGACUCGCGGACGCCACACACCAGUCUCGCGGGGGAAAGGCGAUUCAGCCGCACCGACCGACCCGUCGACGUCCGGCUCGCACUCGCCCAGGCUUACAGCCGCCCGUCGGAGCCCCCGCCCGCGAAGUUUCCAGGCGACGCUCGAGCCUCGGUUGCUCGCCGACUCGCCAACGCCAGACGCCACCGGAGACGCACAUCAAGGGACGUCGAACGCGAGUCAAGCUCGUCGAAAUCCGAUCGCGACCGCCCGCGUGCGCAUGAUGCCGGCACGGUGGUGUCGUUAUCGGAGCGCAUCGCACGGCGUCGCGAAGCGCGAUGCGGACGGCAGGCGCUUCGAAGAAGCGCGUGCGGCUCGCGUACACGGGAGCAGAUGGGUCGGCGCUGAGUACGUAUGGGGCUCAAUUUGGGGUAGGAGGUGGCGCUGGUUAUGGUAUGGCGUCGACGGCAGCCUGUCUGACGAUGCCCGACGUGCGAAUCUCGCGCAGGAGACGCGGCGGCGCAACGCCUGGGGCAUUGGCAAUCUGACUGGCCGAUACCGCGCGCGCGCAUACAUACAAGUUACACACGGAUGCACGCGCACGAUAAGAAAUGGCGGGCGAUCCGCGGGAACUUCGAACUUCGAAGCGGGGCUGGCUUGGCCCGCGCACUGUGCCUCUGUCCCUGCCUGCGCCGCGCGAAGAGCCAACGGUUGCCUCUUGAGGCUUAGUGCUGGCUUGGUGUUCGCGCGCGGGCUCGGCUAUCCGGGGUCGCGGCUGCGGUUGCGGUGCCCUGACGCAGUCAUCGCGUCCUUGCGCUUGCGCGGCUGCCGCAAGAUUCACACCGAUGCCUUUGGGAGAAUACGAACAUGCGGGCGAGGCCCACGCCAGCGGAUGCCGGGCGCUGAGCGCUGGGAUUUUUCUCUCAUCAUUGCAGGGUUCAUUGCAGGGUCUGAAGGGGCAUCGCCGACUCCGGGUUCCGAGGCGAUCGCGGCGAUGGCAGCUUUGAUGCUGAUGCGGCCCCGGACAUAUGCGCGCGCCCAUUUGUCACGGGCGAAGGUAAAGACAGAGACAAAGGCGGGAAGACGUGGACACGCUCUGCCCGGGGAGGACCCGAGUCGAACGUCGGGUCGCAGCACGGGCUCUUGGAACUUUGGCGUGCCAGGGGCGGAAGGCUUCGGAGGACCGAGAUGCACCCGUGGGAGACGCGCCAUCGUGCGAAGCGCUAUCGAUGCGUGCGUGCAGGCGUUGCGCGACACAAUCUGCCAUCCAUGCUUGGAGAACUCGAGGCUUGAAAAACGUGCGGGUGCGAAGAACAGGUCCCGCUCCGAACCACAUCUAGUGCACGCAAGUGCACUCCUAUUCUGCCUUGGGCCGCUGCACAUGCUUCGAACAUCGAGGCUCCGAGUUCGGUCCAAACCGAUGGAUUAUGGCGUCCUCGCCGGCGCCGGCGCCCUCAUCCGUGCUAGCUCGGCGGGAUCGACCACCUGUGACGGUUAUAUCAUGGGCAUGCAUGUCUGCGUUGGAAGACUGCGGUGCGUCGAGGAAGCAGCGGCUUCGCCUGGAUCUGCAAGCGCCAGUUCCUCACCACCACCACGAGUGAGGUCGUGCUAUAACGGUGCAGCUGUGCUAUAUCGAGAGCGGGCAACUGCACGGCGGUGUUCCGAGUUUGCCCUUCUCGGAGUCUCGAGCUAUGCUCUGCUGCCCACCGGGUCUACUGGGUCUGUCGGAAAUGAACCGGCUGCCUUCUUCAGAGAGACGGCGAGCAGCCAUCCCAUCGUCCUUGAUGCAUUUUCGCGGGACCGGUCGGUCAGUGAUCCCUCCGGUGCAAGGGCAAGUGCACCAUGCCAGCGCGUCGAGAUGAUCAUCAAUCGCCAACAUCUGCGCGCGCCCACUGAAGGGAAUGUGGAGGCCAGCUUCGAGGACCUUCAGGACCGGAAGUGCGCUAUUCCUCCCGGCCCCGAUGCUUCCCUUACCCGAGUUCCCGACAGACCAUUCAGUGAACGUCAUCUCACGUCGCUUGUGAGUGACCUCUGCCGAGACCUAGGGCCAAGAAUACCAAGCACGUCUCCGUCGGUUGUCCCCAGGAAAAAAUAUGUUCCUUUUGCGGUCGUGACGACUGGCAGCCGCGCGCCUGAGGUGCUGGAGCGCCGUGCACUGUGCGCAGGGACUUUUUUUUCCAUCGCCGGGGUCCUUCUCGAGGGUGCCCGCAUGCUCUCCGACCGCACCUCCGGUGAUAUCGUUUUCUAA
This is a messenger RNA of Heterobasidion irregulare TC 32-1, 2253 nucleotides long. RefSeq lists its product as uncharacterized. Lineage: Eukaryota; Fungi; Basidiomycota; Agaricomycetes; Russulales; Bondarzewiaceae. The record is from RefSeq and is a predicted model, not a curated record. The transcript is spliced from 11 exons. The coding region runs from base 1 to 2253 and encodes 750 amino acids.